Chelonia mydas (Green sea turtle) is the source of this 2547-nucleotide messenger RNA. RefSeq lists its product as uncharacterized. The coding region runs from base 51 to 1841 and encodes 596 amino acids. The record is from RefSeq and is a predicted model, not a curated record. NCBI's taxonomy places the organism in Eukaryota, Metazoa, Chordata, Testudines, Cheloniidae. The transcript has 10 exons.
UUGUCCUGGUGGGCUGCGCCUGGGGCUGGCUGAAGUCCUGGCUGGGCACCAUGGAGCCCUGGCUUGAGGUGGUGGUGGUGGCUGCUGGCUCCCCAGAGCUGGGCUCGAACAGGGACAUGUUGGCCGAGGAGGGGAGCUCCCCUGCUAGGAAGAGACCUUGCUGCUCCCCACCCCGGACAGAGACUCCCAUGGAGUGGGAGCCCCUGGAGCCAGCUGGUCGGGAUCCCCUCACAUGGGGUACCCCCAGCUGGCCGUGCUCCACUUCCCGGUCCCGAUGCUCCAUUUCCCCCAGCCACUGGACCACCGACCACUGGGACCCGGCUCACGAGUGGCCCAAGGAACCGGCUGGGCCAAGAAAGUUGGCAGAUGAAUCCGCACCGGCCUCGGGGGGCCUCCCCAGUCUAGCCCCAUGCAGCAGCCAGUCGCAGCCAGCCGCGCGCUCGGAUCCCGGACCCUCUGCCUCCUGCCCUGGAACAAGGGACCUGGUGCGCCAGCAGCCGAAGAAGCCUGCUCGGUCGGAGAGUUGGAAAUCCAUGGGAAACAGAGGCCUCGCGGCCAUUGUCCCACUGGUGCAGGGCAUCCUGUCGGCCUUCGCCUCGGGCCUGAGGCUGGCAAAGCUGCUGGAGCUCAUGAGGAACCAGCACGGGGUCGACGUGGAGGCUCUGUGCCGGGCUGAGAGUGCCCCGGACGUCCUGGGGCUGCUGGCCCAGGUGCCUGGGCUGCGGGUAUGCACCCCUGAGAGGGGCCCCCAGUGCCUUAUCCAGCUUGAGAGAGCAUUGGCAGAUGAAUACGCACCAGCCCCGGGGGACCCCCCGAGUCUAGCCCCAUGCAGCAGCCAGUCACAGCCAGCCCUGCACUCAGAUCCUGGGUCCUCUGCCUCCUGCCGCCCCAGAAGAGGGGACAUGGUGUGCCAGCAACCGAAGAAGCCUGCUCGGUCAAAGAGACGGAAAUCCAUGGGAGACAGAGGUGUGGCUGCCACCCUCGCCCCCUUUCUGGGGCAUGUCCUGCGCCCCUUUCCCCUGGGCCUGGGGCUGCCCAAGCUGCUGGAGGCCGUGCGGCAGGACCAUGACCUGGACCUGACAGCGCUGAGCCAGGAAGCAGGGUAUAAAGACGUCCUGGGGCUGCUGGGGCAGGUGCCCGGGAUCUGGCUGCACAAGUCCUCCAGAGGCCGCACAUACACCUUGCACCUCCAUGCAGCAGCAGAUGAAUCUGCAGCAGCCCCGGGGGGACCCCCCAGUCCAGCCCCAGGCAGCAGCCAAUCACAGCCAGCCCCGUGCUCGGAUCCUGGGUCCUCUGCCUCCUGCUGCCCCGGAAGAGGGGACCUGGCACGCCAGCAGCCGAAGAGAUGGAAAUCCAUGGGAGACGGAGGUGUGGCUGCCACCCUUGGCCCCUUUUUGUGGAACGUCCUGUGCCCCUUCCCCCUGGGCUUGGGGCUGCCCAAACUGCUGGAGGCUGUGUGGCGGGACCACGACCUGGACCUGGCAGCACUGAGCCGGGAAGCAGGGUAUAAAGACGUCCUGGGGCUGCUGGGGCAGGUGCCCGGGAUCUGGCUGCACAAGUCCUCCAGAGGCCGCACAUACACCUUGCACCUCCAAGCAGCCCCAUGGACCCCAACUCCUGCUGACCUUCUGCUGGGGGGAGUGCUGCCCCCCAGGCUGGGAGUGUUGGAGGGAGCCGAGAGGCUGGGUGCAGCGAUUCUGAGGCAGAGGCGAGGGCCCCCAGGCUCCCACCCCUGCCUGCCUCCUUGUGGGGCCAGAGCCGCUUGGUGUGGGGGGAGGGGCUUAGGGGAUACCCCUGCAGGGGGGAUGGUCUCCUCCCACCUACAGUUGGCAGCCCUGUGAUUUGUCUGAUGCGGGAAUGUGAGGGGCUUUUUCCCUUCUCUCCCACAGAGGCCCAGAGCAGUGGAGCUGGGAGUGAAGGCCCCACCCCUAGAGCAAGUCCCCCAGCGGGAGUAGUCGGCUCAAGCACCCUCAGACCCUGGCAAGGGUUGGUCAUGUUUCUUCCCCUGCCACUUUUCUUCCCAAGCCCCAGAGGCCAAGAGGGGCCUUGUUAAUUGCCAGUAGAGACCCAACAAAGGUCUCAUGACUCCAGGAGCUGGGGCUUUAGCCCUGAUGGGCCCCUGCUCCAGGGUCCCAAACCAGCAGGUGCAGGGUAAAUGCCGCAAGGAAACAAAAACUCCCUCUUUCAACUGGAAAAGCCCCUUGUUGUGGUGGUUUGUACAUAAUUAUUGUCCCUCAGCAGCAUGCCAGCUGGCAACAGAACCCAGCUUCCCAGUCCCCCCCCUGCUCUAACCACUAGACUCCCCUGCCCCCAACCACUAGACCCCAUUAAAACCCAGUUCUUGGCCCAGUUGCUUGGGCUCUGGCUCCUUCAAAGUGUUGCUUCCCAGCCUUCCGGUGUGGCACUGGACAUCCCAGUAUAGCCACCAGUGGUGCCUGGAAAUGCCCCGGGGGCUUCCCCUAGCCCCCUGUCCCAGCUGAUCCCAUUAACGCUCCAGCACCCCCCUAGCUGCUAGGGCUGAGCCCAGUUCACCCCUGAGGCGGGGGA